This is a messenger RNA of Gigantopelta aegis, 849 nucleotides long. RefSeq names its product tigger transposable element-derived protein 4-like. Gene Ontology annotation, molecular function: DNA binding. Gene Ontology annotation, cellular component: nucleus. Lineage: Eukaryota; Metazoa; Mollusca; Gastropoda; Neomphalida; Peltospiridae. The transcript has a single exon. The record is from RefSeq and is a predicted model, not a curated record. The coding region runs from base 1 to 849 and encodes 282 amino acids.
AUGAGUGGCGAGAGAGGUGAUGUCAAUAACGCUACUAUUAUUGAUUGGAAGGCAAAGCUUCCGACCGUGUGCGAGGGAUACACACCACAGGACAUCUUCAACAUGGAUGAGACAGGCCUUUUCUACAGAGAUACAACAAAGAGCACGUUCAAAGUUAAAGGAGAGGAAUGUGACGGUGGGAAGCGAUCCAAAGAGAGACUGACCGUUGCGUUGUGUGCCAGUAUGACAGGGGAGAAGAUUCCGGCUCUUGUAAUAGGGAAAUGUAAAAAGCCACUUUGUUUUAAGAAAAUAACGCCCGAGGCUCUACCUGUGAUAUACACAAGUAACAAAAAGGCUUGGAUGAACAGUGCUUUGUUUCAGUGGUGGAUAGAAAAAUUCAACCGAAAAAUGAGAUGUCAUAGUAGAAAAGUGCUCCUGUUUGUUGAUAAUGCGCCUUCCCACCCAACAGUAGAACUUUCUAAUGUUAAACUUGCUUUUCUUCCUCCCAAUACAACUUCCAAAUCCCAGCCAAUGGACCAAGGAAUCAUUCAGACAAUGAAACUCAAAUACUGCAAGUGUCAACUGCAGCAUGUUAUUUCUGCCAUGGAACAAGAUGAAAGCAAAUGUGGCACACAGUUGUUAAAAGAUAUUAACGUCCUCCAGGCCAUUUAUUGGAUUCACAGUUCCUGGAAAGAAGUGGAAUCUUCAACAAUUAAAAAGUGUUUUGAAAGGUGUGGAUUUCAGUCUGUCGAAGAGAAUACAUCAAACAGAGACAACAGCGAUGAGGACGACGAUGACGACGAUGUACCCCUGUCCAUCAUAGCCAAGUCAAAGGAAUUGUUUGGGUUACCAUUACAUGAAGGACUGUGA